AUGAAGAGCGGUCUUUUAUAGAAUUAACAUAUUUUUUAAUAGUUUUUUUUGUGUAUUUUUUUUCUCAUUUUCCCAUCAGGAUGCAGGCCUCGUUGCCACUGGCGUGUUUUUUAUCAAUGAUACGUCCGCCGAGCAUUCAGUUCGAAUCAUCCCUGCUGCAAAUCGCGCCCGUCGACAAAGUCAAAUGCCCUUACGUAAGGGACGUCAGUGAUGUGCUUUUCCAGCUGUACACGAGACACAACCCAACAGCAGCACAGGGCCUGCUCAUCAAUGACGACGAGCGCCUGUACGCGUCCAACAUUGACUUCAAUGAUAACACUGUCAUCAUCUUCCACGCCUUCAUGGAAACUCCAGAUGACGGGAGCGUGCUGUGGUUGAGGGAAGCGUUUUUACCACGAGGAGACACAAAUAUCAUAAUAGUCAACGCUCAGACCUUGGAAGCGGGACCGUGGUACAUCAGAGCGGCGGAGAACACUUGGUAUAUCGGACGGAUUGGCGCACUAUUCAUAGACUAUCUCGUUUCAAGAGGUCUAAAAUUAUCAAGAACACACUUAAUUGGCCACAGUCUGGGAGCUCAGUCAGCGGGUGUCGCCGGUGGCUCGAUACGGUCAGGUAAAGUGUCCCGCAUCACCGGCUUGGACGCGGCCCUACCCUUGUUCAACAAACUCCCCCCGAAACAGCGGCUUGACCCCUCGGACGCUGAGUUCGUUGACGCCAUCCACACGGACGCUGGGAUAUUUGGGUUCAGAGACCCGGUGGGUCACGUGGAUUUCUACCCCAACGGCGGCAUCAGCCCUCAGCCUGGCUGUGAGUUGGAGAAUGUGGUGCCACAGCAACAACUGCUAUUCGACGUUUUCUGCAGCCAUUGGCGUUCGUACAUGUUCUUCUCGGAGUCGGUGGCAAGUCCGCAUAGCUUCGUCGCAACGCGUUGCGGAUCGUACAGAGAUUACGAGAACGGUUACUGCGCUGGGGAACCCACUACCCAUAUGGGAAUCGGAGUUAACGGAACGUAUGUUAGAGGGUCAUUGUAUUUGGAGGUUUCUGGUGGCACCGAAAUUUCUAUGGCAAAUAUGUCAGAUCUUAGCUUCUGGCACAACCUCGCUCUGAGUUGUUAAGGGCACGGAUCUUAGUUAUGUUUAUUCUUUUAUCAAUCACAUUCUGUGGAUGUUGUUUUUCGCACUAGAACUGUCCUGUUCACGUGUUAGGCCUUUAUUUCUGCUUCUUUAGAGCAGCAUUUAGUUUCUGCUUCCGCACUACUAUUUUAAUAUAAAAUAUAACUUGCAUCUCGCAUAUGGUUUGUCUUAAUUUACACAGAACCAAUAUCUUCAUGAU
Messenger RNA from Danaus plexippus (monarch butterfly), 1332 nucleotides. RefSeq names its product pancreatic lipase-related protein 2-like. Bases 81 to 1115 code for a protein of 344 amino acids. Gene Ontology annotation, biological process: lipid metabolic process. The record is from RefSeq and is a predicted model, not a curated record. Gene Ontology annotation, molecular function: lipase activity. NCBI's taxonomy places the organism in Eukaryota, Metazoa, Arthropoda, Insecta, Lepidoptera, Nymphalidae. The transcript has 8 exons.